Messenger RNA from Oppiella nova, 1266 nucleotides. NCBI's taxonomy places the organism in Eukaryota, Metazoa, Arthropoda, Arachnida, Sarcoptiformes, Oppiidae. The record is from the annotation of a GenBank genome assembly.
GACAUCAAUCCACACAUACCUCAGUACAUAUCAUCGACGCCGUGGUAUUUCGGAUCGGAAGGACCCACUCUUAAGCAUCAAAGACAACAGGAGGAGAAAGUGAAGGAAUUCGCCAAAAUCGAUGACCACUUCGUGAGGGGUUUGAAGGGCGCGACAGCCACGCGGUAUCGGUCGGGCGGCUGUGAGAACUGCGGGGCAAUCACUCACAAGAAGAAGGACUGUUUGGAGAGACCCCGAAGAAUAGGCGCUAAGUAUUCGGGCGAAGACUUGGCGGCCGACGAACACGUGUUACCGAACCUGAGUCUAGAUUUCGAUGGAAAGAGGGAUCGUUGGAAUGGAUACGAACCGGAAAUGUAUAAACUUGUGAUCGAAGAGCACGAGAAGAUUGAAGACGCGAAGAGACUCCUGAAGGAAGAGAAACUCAAACAGGAUUUGCUUAACGAAGAGGUGGUGAAGGAGGGGACCACCGAUGCGGUGGAGUCUGACUCGGACAACGACGAGGAGGACAAGUAUGCCGACCACAUCGAUAUGCCGGGUACUAAAGUGGACUCAAAACAACGGAUAACUGUCCGCAAUCUGCGUAUAAGAGAGGAUACGGCGAAAUACUUGCGAAACUUGGAUCCCGAGUCCGCAUACUAUGACCCCAAGACUCGCGCCAUGAGAGAGAAUCCCUACAAGAAUAGCGGACAAAGUGCUGAAGAGUUGCAAUACGCGGGCGACAACUUUGUGCGAUUCACGGGAGACACGGAUGCCGUGUCUAAGGCACAGCUGUUUGCCUGGCAGGCCAUGGAAAGGGGUCUCGACAUUCACCUGCAGGCAGAGCCCACUAAAACAGAAUUAGUUAAGAAACAAAUCGAUGACAAGAAGGAGAACGUGAAGGAAGUGUUCCGUCAGUCCAUUAUUGACAAAUAUGGCGGUAAAGAGCACUUACAGACACUGGACCCGCAACUCAAGUUUGGACAAACGGACAGUUAUGUGGAAUAUUCACGUCAGGGUCAGGUCAUCAAAGGCUGUCAGAAGGCCAAAGUGAGCUCUAUUUACGAGGAGGACCUCUUCACCAAUAAUCACACAUCCGUUUGGGGCUCUUUUUGGGAAGGGGGUCAGUGGGGGUACCGUUGCUGUCAUUCAAUGAUUAAAAAUAUUNACGAGGAGGACGUCUUCACCAAUAAUCACACAUCCGUUUGGGGCUCUUUUUGGGAAGGGGGUCAGUGGGGGUACCGUUGCUGUCAUUCAAUGAUUAAAAAUAAUGUGUCCAAUAAGCAGAGU